Molecule: messenger RNA, 2726 nt
Organism: Pyricularia oryzae 70-15
Lineage: Eukaryota; Fungi; Ascomycota; Sordariomycetes; Magnaporthales; Pyriculariaceae
Exons: 2
Coding region: 588-1952 (454 amino acids)
Source: RefSeq, a predicted model, not a curated record
ACAGGACGGUCCCCGGACAAAGAAACAACAAAGCUCAGCAGAGGGGCAGCUGGCCAACCACAGGCUAACCAGCCCAUCCAUCCAUCCCUUGACGUGAGAGCGAUUUAGCCUUUGCAUUACAUUAUCUCUUGUACUUGGGGUUAUGCACCCCAUCCAUCACCUUCUUACUUCUCUUCUCUUUAUUUUUAUCCUUUAAUUUCCCAAAGUUAUUUGGGCGUUUACGCCAAGACGACAGUGCUAUUAAAAAGAAAACCUCGGUAUUACCUGGGAAUAGAUCAGACUAGCCCAGGACUGAUUUCCCCGCUUACGUACCAACCCCGGUCGAUCACGUCGUUACCGUUGCGAUAAGGCACCGAACGAACGGACUCUGCGCGGGGCUUCUAUCGACAAUCAACAAACAUCCUUGUAUAGGCAGAAGUCAAAGCCCAACAACAUCUCGAACGACUCCGUUUCUCUCCUGCGCUUUAACCAGCCACCGGCGGAAAAGUCAACUUUUUUUAUUCAUUUGCUCUUCUUCUCCUCUCACCAUUCUUUUCUAUUCAUUUGCUGCUCUCUGCCGUCUGCAACUCUGCUGGUUGUUUACUGGAAUGGAUUACUUCGAUAGCCAAGGGCGACGGCCUGAUGACGCCACCGUCCCAUGCACCGACCCGAUGAUCAACCCCGAUAAGAGGACAACGACCAACGCGGGUAAUAGCCCCCUGAAUAACAACACUGUAGAUGCGUCCUCACAAAGGCGUCGUAAUGAUGAAUCUUGGGUCGAGAUCGCCUCGCAGCCAUCCUCCUCGUCGCUUUCGUCCAUCGGCGACGAGAUCGUGACAACCGGUCUGCGCGUCCAUCGUCGCCGACACCAACUACACAACCGCCAACCUCACAGCCAAACCGGCAACAGAAGCGCGAUGCCGCAGUCGUAUCUAGUCAGCCACACCGCUGCACGGGGCAACACAAGUAGUCAGGAGGACAUCGGCACAGAGAGCGAGUCAGAUACGUCACCCUUGCACUUGGGGUCCCGGCAGCAGACAGUUGCGACCGCGGAGAAUCCCUCUUCAGGCUACGAUGACGAUGACGACGAUUCGGGCGACGAGAAUGCCACUGCGCUAGGACGGCCUGCUCCGCCGGCCUUCAGGCCGCAGCCAAAUGCCUUCUCACACCCUCCUAGUCACCUCACUCACAGGCACUCGACGCCUUCGUACUCUAGCAGCGGUCUGAACCCGCACGAGCGCGUUUCGGGUUACCGGAGCAGGCGGUCGUCGUACUCACGGGGCUCGCAUCAACGGCCAAACUUCAUGUCACCCAGCUACAGGGAAGAUAACGAUGCGGCGCUGCGAGCUUCUCUGACAACGCUCCUAUCUUGCGCCGCCGCCGCGCGGGCGCUGCCGAAGCGCAACGGCGAGCCUGAGGCCGUCGUUGCGGGCCCUUCGUCCAACGUGGCUGCCUUGCAGCCGAUGGGGUUGCGGCUCGUUCCCGAGGCGGAGCUCAUGCGCGGGCCGGACGUGUCUCCACGAACGACGUCUCCCCCGGAGCCUUCAAAGGCGCAGGCGCAGACACAGCCUGCGGUGACGCGGACGCCGUCGUCGACAUCGGAGCGCAGCGCCGACAAGGUCAGCAAGCGAUCGCAAAAGUCGGCAUCGGGUCCUGGCAGGGCGACCAAGAAGAAGCGGACCUCCGAGUCAGCUGCAGAUAACAUGUCAGUCGCUGCGACGUACUACAUCAGCCCGACGCUGAUGACUUGGGUGGUCGGCGCCGGGGUCGUGGUGUUGGUGUCGGUCGUCGGGUUCGGCGCAGGUUAUGUGAUUGGCAGGGAGGUCGGACGGCAGGAGGGUGCCGGUGCGAUCGUGGGAGGGGUGGGCCGCAGCGGCAACGCGACGGGCUCGUGCGGGCGCGAGAUUGUGCAAGGGACCGGCACGCUGAGGCGGUUCAGGUGGGGGAGCAUGGGCAGGAGCGUGCUAGCCUGAUGAGAAGUGGUGGCGGUUUCAGCUGACCAGGGGCAAAGUGACGGGCUAUGCAUGCAUGGUAUCUACACGAGGGACGACGGUAUGUUAAAUCUUCUUGGGGCUUGCAUCUUUUCUUUCUUAUCCUCUUCUCCGAGAUAUGGGGUCAAGGUGGAACUUUUCUUCUGUUCCCUCUUCACUCCUUUUCUUAUCAUCAGGUUUCCAGGACUGCUUCAUAUGACCGAGAGGCUGUCGACGUCCAAAGCUCACAUCCUCUUUCUUUUUUAAACUCUCCUCUUUUUUUGGCUUGCUAGAGUCUGCGGGCGUUCCUUAAGCAUUGUUAUUCUCCUUUUUUGGCUUGCAGAUUGCAGCGCUUUUAAAGUCGUUCCUUUUUUUUUCUAGCAAGAAUGUUUCGAGGUGGUUUCUUCAUCCUGGUUCUCGAUUAGUUGUUCUGGGUGGCUACUCUGUUGAAUCUUUUGUUAUAACAUGAAAGUGUGCCGCCGAUGGUUAGCAUUUGAGCAUCUUGCUUGCUCUGUCUCUCUCUUAUGGAUUCUCGUUUGGCUUUUCCUCGACGUUUGUGGGUGGAUAUACCUCUUUUUUUCUUCUUUCUGUAACGAGACCAAUCUUCGCAUACCUAGGCAACAAGUUCUAUUCGAGUGGCAACUAUCUGAGCGUGUCGCCUUUUUGAGUUGCUGGAGUUUUCUAGUCGUGUGCUAUCACGCUGUGAGGUUCUGUAGUGGAUGAGAUAGAUAGCAAUGAACCUACUGCGGCGUGUUAUCUGACCGUCUGGGCGCCUGG